Anopheles funestus (African malaria mosquito) is the source of this 1424-nucleotide messenger RNA. RefSeq names its product WD repeat-containing protein 89. The transcript is spliced from 5 exons. Gene Ontology annotation, molecular function: protein binding. NCBI's taxonomy places the organism in Eukaryota, Metazoa, Arthropoda, Insecta, Diptera, Culicidae. The record is from RefSeq and is a predicted model, not a curated record. The coding region runs from base 127 to 1323 and encodes 398 amino acids.
UGAUAGCUGUCAAAAUGCCAUCCGGCACGUGUAGUUGAAUGUUGAUGUUUUGAAUAAAAAACGAUUACAAAAUAGAAUCACCGGUGCCAUCGGCAGAUCUUUAUAGUUUUGUUCAUUUUGUACAGAAUGUUUGACGAUCCUCAAAGUUCGGAUGAAGAAUCACCCGUUCCAGAUGCGAAUUCGUGUAGCGCCAAAGAAUUGAUUAAAUUGUUUCAGCAGGAAAUAUCUCCCGGAUCGGAAAUUGCAGCAUCCUUAAAGCGUACCUGUGGGUUACACAUUGCCCAGUCGUGCGAAUAUGACACGCUUGCAGUUGGUUUGUCACGCAAAGAAUUGCAACUAUACCGGAUACGUGAGAGCGGAGAACUUGCCCUGGAAAAUGGUUCACUGGGUCGAUAUGAAAGUGCGAUCCGUGGCGUGAGAUUCUUCAAUGGAGAUCCAAACAGUCUGGUGUGCUGUACAGAGGCUGGCGACAUAUAUCUCUACGAUGUACGAAGCGGUUCGGAAGUACACCAUUUCGAAGAUACUUCCGAAGGUAUAAAAAAGUCGGUUUCCUCGUGCGACAUCAAUCAAAACGAUCGAGUUCUCUGCGCGUCUAGCGAGGUACAGAAGAAUGGCGAUAGUUUUCUGCUGUUUUUUGACGUGCGCGAACGCAAAUAUCUUGGAUGUUACUGGGAGUGUCACAGUGACGACAUAACGCACGUACGCUUUCAUCCCACUAGUCCGGAUCUGUUCGCUAGCGCCAGUGUGGACGGAUUGAUCAACGUGUUCAACAUAUCGAAACUAACCGAAGACGAUGCAAUGCAAUACUGCUUCAAUAUCGAAACGGCAAUCGAUGCAAUCAACUGGCACACGGAUCCAACUGGGCGCGAUCUGGUGUCAUGCGUAACGACCACAAACGAUCUACAUCUGUACGAUGUUGAAAGUCAGGACAGUGUGGCAUUGUUUAACCGUGAGCAGAUCACACACGCUAUGCGACGCACAUCGGCGAUCGAUUGUAAUGUGGUCGGUACGCAUAAUUACGGAAAUGGAAGUUUUUUCGUACUGGCAGGUUCCAACUUUAACAAAGGCAACGAUUGCUUACGGACGUUAAGGUACGACAACAAAUGCUUGCUUCCCGAUCGAUCUUUCAACGGCAACAAACAGAUUGUUCGCGCUAGCGUGUACAACGAAAAGGACCAGUAUCUGAUUGCAACAGGCGAAUGUGGUUUGAUUACGCUGUGGAAGUGCCGAAUGGAUGGGUCGGAACACACCAGUAUCAUCAAUAGCGCGAGUAAAACUUUGAAGCAAAAGCUGCACGUUAGUCAUCGCGCGAAGCCGUACUGAUCGUGACCCGGACUGCAGGAUCGUGUGGUUAAUUUUUUGUGUUCGGCUAAAUGCUGAAAACGAUACAAGAAACGAAUAAAACACCCAUUGUCUUUAUCAAG